Molecule: messenger RNA, 438 nt
Organism: Ilex paraguariensis (yerba mate)
Lineage: Eukaryota; Viridiplantae; Streptophyta; Magnoliopsida; Aquifoliales; Aquifoliaceae
Source: the annotation of a GenBank genome assembly
AUGGAAAAAGGAAAGCAGGUUCUUAUAGACUUAAAUAGUGAUAUAGCAGAUGACAUAUUGCAUGAUUUUGAAAAUGAUGAAUAUCAGCACAUGGACUUCCAUCAGAAAAGCAAGGAUGAGUUAGCAUCCAAUGAAGCCAUUGCAAGCAAGGACGAGUUAACAUCAAUUGAAGACAUUGCAAUGAGGGAAGAUUUAACAUCUACAGAAGAUGGGCUGUCAAGCUUUGAUUCUACCAUUCAAUCACAGUACAUCAACACUAGUUUCAAUGGAGCUGAAAAUACGCCAAGCAGUAACUUUUUAGCUUCCACCCUCCAAAUCCAGCAGGAUAUUGACAGCUCAGAAUCAACCCACACCACAGCUUUGCAGCAUCAGAGGCUCUACAGAAGCAGCUCAACAGCUCCAAGACUAGCCCAGCAAUCAGCAACACUAGUUCAGUAA